GGCUUUGUCAGGGCCAGCAGUGUGAUGCACCUCCGGGAGCAGCUCACGGACAAGGGCCAGUGCUCCAGCUUUACCAAUGCUGAGAAAGAUCCUGAGGAGUUCCUCAAUCUCAUAAUGCAGCAGAUCCUGGGAAUUGAGCCACUUUUGAAACUCCAGUCAGGAGGCCAGAAGGAGCAGGAAUGUUACUGCUACCAGAUAUUUAUGGAUAAACAGGAGGAUCUGGUGGUUCCCGACGUACAGCAGUUGGUGGAACGCUCCUUCCUCUCCUCAGAUCUGAAGCUGGUGGAGAUCCCAUCUUGCUUCAUUAUCCAAAUGCCACGUUUUGGGAAGGAAUAUAAAAUGUUCAGCAAAAUCAUCCCUUCUUUGGAGCUGGAUAUAACAGAUCUGCUGCUGGACAGUCCCAGGGAAUGCUGCCUGUGUGGAGAUGUUGCCACUCUGGAAUGCUCGGAGUGCUUCAAGGACAAGGUGUUCGCAGCCAGGGGCCUGAAGCAGUUCUGCAGCUCCUGCUCCAGACAGGUUCACUCCCAUCGCCGCCGCAAAGCGCACAAACCCAGGAGGCUGCACAUUCCAGAGGAAUUCCAGAGCUGGAGCGCCCGGGGCUGCCAGCAGGUGCCACGGGAGAAGCUGGAGCUGUUUGCAGUGCUCUGCAUCGAGACCAGUCACUACGUAUCCUUCGUGAAGUACGGCCCUGCCAACGAGCACUGGAUGUUCUUCGACAGCAUGGCCGACCGGCACGGUGGUGAAAACGGCUUCAACAUCCCCACGGUGACGCUGUGCCCGGAAGUUGCCAAAUACCUGGACUUGCCCCUGGCUGUGCUGGCCCUGGAGCAGCCUCGGGACAUGGAUGGGGUGGCCAAACGCCUCUUUUGUGACGCCUACAUGUACCUGUACCAGAGCAGGAAAAUGGCACUUUACAAGUGACACCGUCAGCAAUGGGAGCUUGGAUCAUCCCAGAAGGAUGGAACUGGAAGCAGCCGAGCCUGGAUGCUCUGAGCUGCCUCUUCUCGCCUCUCUUGGUGUCAAAUUAUCCAAGACAGGCUGGGUUUGUUAAAUCCUGGCUUUAUCAAGUGGUGGUUGGGCGUUGGGCACAGCUGGACGUGGAGUUAUUGAUGCUCAAAUUCGUUCUCAUUCCCCACAUUCCAUAAUUUUCCCUCUCUGGGUACUCUGCAGCUGGAGCAUCCCCACAUCUUUGUUUCCCUGCCAUCCUUUCCCUCCAAAGCUGGGGACCAGCAGAAUUCAAAACACAAGGAAUUAUCCACAGGUUUACCAGGAAACCACAACCUUUCCUAAGACAUCCUCACCUGGAUUUGUGGAGUGAGGAAAAUCAGGUCAGGAUCCAUUUUCCUCACCUCAAUUCCCUGCACUUCCCUUAUCCAGCACAAACUGUCACUUUUACCCACCAUCCCUAAUUUCCGAUCACAGACAUCCCGAGCUGAAGCUAUGCUUUAAAAACAGAUUUUUUUUCCAAGAACAAAACUGGGAGGAGGAUGGGAGCAGAGGAGCAACAUCUGGGCUCCUGCUGCUUCCUCCUCUUGGCAAAAUCUGCACAGGAUUCAGUGUUACAUCCUCACUUUUAGCACUUUCUGUCCCAUCUUUGCAUCCACUUCCAAGUCUGCACAGGAUUCAGUGUUAGAUCCUCACUUUUAGCACUUUCUGUCCCAUCUUUGCAUCCACUUCCAAGUUCUGGGGUCAAAGACCAGAAUUCCAGGGGCAAAAAUCGAAAAAAAAAAAAAAAAA
Messenger RNA from Lonchura striata (white-rumped munia), 1737 nucleotides. NCBI's taxonomy places the organism in Eukaryota, Metazoa, Chordata, Aves, Passeriformes, Estrildidae. The record is from RefSeq and is a predicted model, not a curated record.